AUGGAACAAACAACUUCAACAAUAGGACAAAGCGAGGAAUCUCGAUUUGAGCUUAUUGAAAAUGACACAAAGAGCGAUACGGUAACCGAGGAUACCCCUCAACCGCCACCAGACAAUCAACUCUCCUCUUCCAAAUCACCUUCAUAUCCUCCAACCGCCACAGAACCAUCCAACAUGGCCGGCCACGCUGCUUCAAAGAAGAAAGGUACGGCCUCCACCAUCAAGAAGUCAGCCAAGCGCCCAAAAAACACAGGAGGACCAAGAGCAGCAAAAAAGGCCAGAGCCGCGCCAUCAGGAGAAGCCCCUGAAUCGGGAGGAUCCGAACUCGAGGAAUCUGACCACGGACCUUACUGCAUUUGUCGUGGUGCAGAUGACCAUCGAUGGAUGAUUUGUUGCGAAAACUGUGAGGAUUGGUAUCACGGGGAGUGCAUCAACAUGAGCAAAGAGAUUGGUGAGUCUCUAAUCGAAAAGUUCAUUUGCCUCCACUGUACAAAUGAGAACCUAAAAACACUAUACAAAAAGACAUGCGCACUUGGCGGCUGCCGAAAAGCGGCACGUAUAGCUCAGGAUGAGGAAAGUGUCUUUUGCUCUAAUGAGCAUGCGCAAACCUGGUGGGAACGCAUGGUAGCCAAGCUGCCCAAAGCCAAGGGGAAGGGGAGUAUCAACGACCAGCUUAGCCAGGAAGAGUUCAUGGCACUCUUGGGAAGUGACCUCUCAGGAAUCGACGAGGAAGGACUCUGGCGAUUGUUCAAGACACCAUUUUCGGGCGAAGAGAAUGUGACAAAUGGAAAUGAGAAAGAAAACAAAAAUGACGAUUCACUCCAUCUUUCUGGGGAGGAGAAAGAGUUUCUCGAGAACGCAGCAGCAGCGCGCUUUCAUUUGGCCGAGGAAACGGUUCUCUGCCACAAAAUGCUGACUCUCCUGGAACUCGCUCACGAGCGUCGUCAAGCAGCCAUCAACGCAGGCCGUUUCAAGGAAGACAUUUGCGGCUACGAUCAGCGUCUCGAUACUAUUAGCGCCCGGGACUCAUUCGGAGCUUUCGCAAAGUCACCAGAGGGUGAGGCCAUCUUCAAAGCGUCAAAGCUCGAUGACCCCCUGGGAGAAGGCGACGAAGUCCGCGGUAUGUGCGAGCGCAAACGCUGCAAGAUUCACAGUGGAUGGUACAAGAUGCUCUCACUAGGUCUCAAGCACCAGAUUCGUGAGAUGGCAACGCAGGCCGACGAGGUUGGAGAGGAAGAAAAGGUGAUGCGCCAAGCUGCGAAGGAGCGAUGGAGGAGGAAGCAGUCGGAAAAGAACUGGGUUGAAGUGCUUGACCGGUGA
This is a messenger RNA of Fusarium sp. VM40, 1320 nucleotides long. The record is from the annotation of a GenBank genome assembly. NCBI's taxonomy places the organism in Eukaryota, Fungi, Ascomycota, Sordariomycetes, Hypocreales, Nectriaceae.